GAAAAUACAUCACGGCCGUCAACAUCACCCCACUCUAGACACCCCACAGAUGGUCAUGCCCCUUUAGGUGCUGUGAGAUCGUACCAAAAGUUUCUGCGGUGUAGACGGCAUAAGCAUUCACAUGAAAUGUUUCGCUGGUAUCUAAGCUUCUCUCACCCGUUCAUUCUUCGUUUCUUGUCCCUUCUCGGUAGACUUCUCAGAAGCCUUCUCAGUCGAAUUCUCAGUCGAAUUCUCAGUUGGCUUCUCAGUAGACUUCUCAGCUGGCUUCUCGGUUGA
This is a messenger RNA of Rasamsonia emersonii CBS 393.64, 276 nucleotides long. RefSeq lists its product as uncharacterized. The record is from RefSeq and is a predicted model, not a curated record. NCBI's taxonomy places the organism in Eukaryota, Fungi, Ascomycota, Eurotiomycetes, Eurotiales, Trichocomaceae. The annotation marks the transcript as partial. The transcript has a single exon.